Messenger RNA from Lithohypha guttulata, 1416 nucleotides. RefSeq names its product WD repeat-containing protein 6 (gene WDR6). The record is from RefSeq and is a predicted model, not a curated record. Bases 1 to 1416 code for a protein of 471 amino acids. Gene Ontology annotation, molecular function: protein binding. Gene Ontology annotation, biological process: tRNA methylation. Lineage: Eukaryota; Fungi; Ascomycota; Eurotiomycetes; Chaetothyriales; Trichomeriaceae. Gene Ontology annotation, cellular component: cytoplasm. The transcript has 2 exons.
AUGGACAGCGGAACCUGGUAUUACACGGAUUUCGAUCGAAGCAUUUCGUUGUCUGGGAUGAGACCAACCAGACCCAAACUUCGGCAGUCGAGUGUGGCGGCGCACACAGAAGCUGGUACAUUCAACUACUACGAGCAGUCUGAAUCCGACCACAAAGUCAUCCUCAAAGGUGGGCACGGCCGUGAGAUCAAAGCACUUGCUGUCCAAAAGCCUGAGAAGCAUCGCUGGCUGAUAGCUACAGGCUCGGAGGAUACAGACAUACGACUCUUCGAGUAUAUUCUCGGUAAUGCUGGUGGAGGUGAAAUCAAAAAUACCUGUGUGCUGCGGAAACACACAACUGGCCUCCAGGCCCUUCGCUUCUCAUCUGACGGAAGCACGUUAAUCAGUGCAGCCGGCAUGGAGGAGAUGUUCGCUUGGACGCUCUCCCCAUUACCUGUCAUAAAUCAAGGUGUCGUGUUUGCUGGCUCGUUGCCAAGUACAGACCGGCACUCCGACGCCAGGAUCAUGAGCUUCGACAUUUCUAUUGCAAGCUCCAAUCUCGGCUCUGUCAGGCUGUUUAUUGUGGCCGCAUUCUCGAACGGCAAAGCCAAGCUCAUUCAAUAUGACAAUCCAGGCGAAACAGGUAAUUUCGUUGUUCUUAGAGAGCUGGAUUUUGGUAUGAUUUGCUUAACCCAGGCGUACAUGUGGUUGGAGCAGCGUACGGAAACCAACACUAUGGAAGGGAUCAUAUCUGCAACAAAUGGACAGAUCGCGAGAUACUGUAUCUCGUCCCCACCUCACGAGUAUUCGAACUCUCCAGCCCCAGCUCUACAAGCUGCAAAUACCUCAAUCCAAUCUCAAUGGCAACACAAGGUGCAUCAAAACAGCAUUACGGCUUUACACAAUGUUCAUCUUAAUUCAGGCCACGAUUUGGUUGUCACAGGAGGAGAUGACAACGCUCUCGCUUUCACAAUCGCCUCACGGAUGCAUGAAACCGACAAGGAAAUGCCCGAAACAUUCCGCUAUCGCAGCCUAAUAAUCCCCAAAGCCCACGCUGCUGCAUUGACCGCCUUGACCAUCAUAGAGCUCGGUUGUGACGCAGAAGAACGAAGGGUUUUUGUAGUCAUAACCGCUGGCAAUGAUCAGCGCGUUCAGACGUGGCUGGUCAAGAUCAUCCUAUCAGCGCUACCUACCAUGGGAGAAGAGAACAGCCACGCAAGCACUACUAGCAGCACAGCUAUAUCACUCGAUCUGGUAGAACUCAUUCAGAUCGACUUUCUCGCAGAGCAAUACACGAAUGUUGCAGAUAUCAGUAAUCUGGCAGUCAUGUCUGCUGAAUUUCCGAGCGGAAAGGCGCAGGUACUCGUUGUGGGAAUAGGUAUGGAGACUGUCGAUGUGGUAUUGCCGGUGGUUGAUCAAUGCAACAUCAAUACGUGA